Messenger RNA from Nyctereutes procyonoides (raccoon dog), 2981 nucleotides. RefSeq names its product HDGF like 2 (gene HDGFL2). NCBI's taxonomy places the organism in Eukaryota, Metazoa, Chordata, Mammalia, Carnivora, Canidae. The transcript has 16 exons. Gene Ontology annotation, molecular function: transcription coregulator activity; double-stranded DNA binding. The coding region runs from base 92 to 2098 and encodes 668 amino acids. Gene Ontology annotation, cellular component: nucleus. Gene Ontology annotation, biological process: regulation of transcription by RNA polymerase II. The record is from RefSeq and is a predicted model, not a curated record.
CUCCCGCUGCCGCCGCCGCAGCCGCUGCCGCCGCCGCCGCUGCCGCCGCCGCCGCCGCCGCUUCCUGCGGCCUGGGCCUCCCGCCGCCAGCAUGCCGCAUGCCUUCAAACCCGGGGACUUGGUGUUCGCCAAGAUGAAGGGCUACCCGCACUGGCCGGCCCGGAUCGAUGACAUCGCCGACGGUGCUGUGAAGCCCCCCCCUAACAAGUACCCCAUCUUCUUCUUUGGUACACACGAAACAGCCUUCCUGGGACCCAAGGACCUGUUUCCUUACGACAAAUGUAAAGAUAAGUACGGGAAACCCAACAAGAGGAAAGGCUUCAAUGAGGGACUGUGGGAGAUCCAGAACAAUCCCCACGCCAGCUACAGUGCUCCUCUGCCGGUGAGUUCCUCUGACAGUGAGGCCCCUGAAGCUGACCCGGCAGGUGGGAGCGAGGACGACGAGGUCCGGGGAGUCAUGGCCGUCACAGCUGUGACUGCCACAGCGGCCAGCGACAGGAUGGAGAGUGACUCAGACUCAGACAAAAGCAGCGACAACAGUGGCCUGAAGCGGAAGGCAGCAGCCCUGAAGAUGUCAGUCUCAAAACGAACUCGAAAGGCUUCCAGUGACCUGGAUCAAGCCAGUGUGUCCCCUUCUGAGGAGGAGAACUCAGAAAGCUCAUCUGAGUCAGAGAAGACCAGUGACCAGGACUUCACCCCCGAGAAGAAAGCUGUGGUCCGGGCACCUCGGCGGGGCCCCCUUGCAGGACGGAAGAAAAAGAAGGCACCUUCGGCCUCCGACUCCGACUCCAAAGCAGAAUCCGAUGGAGCAAAGGUCGAGCCAGUGGCUGUGGCCAGGUCAGCGCCGUCCUCCUCCUCCUCCUCCUCCUCUUCCUCCUCUUCCGACUCGGAUGUGUCUGUAAAGAAACCUCCUCGGGGCAGGAAGCCAGCGGAGAAGCCACCUCCAAAACCACGUGGGCGGAAGCCAAAGCCUGAGCGGCCCCCAACUAGCUCAAGUAGUGACAGUGACAGCGAUGAGGUCGACCGCAUCAGUGAGUGGAAGCGCCGGGAUGAGGAGAGGCGGCGUGAGCUAGAAGCCAGGCGGCGCAGGGAGCAGGAGGAGGAGCUGCGAAGGCUCCGCGAACAGGAAAAGGAAGAAAAGGAGCGGAGGCGCGAGCGUGAACGCGGGGAGGCCCCAGCCAGCGGGGGCAGCAGCGGAGAUGAGCUGGGGGACGAGGAUGAGCCCGUCAGAAAACGUGGCCGCAAGGGCCGGGGCCGGGGACCACAGUCUUCCUCUGACUCGGGGCCUGAGGCUGAGCUGCAGAGAGAGGCAAAGAAGACAGCAAGACAAAGCACAGAGCCUACGAGGAGACCCAGCCAGAAGGAGAAGAGAGGGCGCCCCGAGGAGAGGCCCCGAGCCAGGCCUGCGAAGGUGGAGCGAACCCGGAAGCGGUCAGAAGGGUUCCCACCUGACCGGAAGGUCGAGAAAAAGAAAGAACCUUCCGUGGAGGAGAAGCUACAGAAGCUGCACAGUGAGAUCAAGUUCGCCCUGAAAGUUGACAAUCCGGAUGUUAAGAGGUGUCUGAACGCACUAGAGGAGCUAGGAACCCUACAGGUGACCUCACAGAUCCUGCAGAAGAACACAGAUGUGGUGGCCACAUUGAAGAAGAUCCGCCGUUACAAGGCCAACAAGGAGGUGAUGGAGAAGGCCGCGGAGGUCUACACCCGGCUCAAAUCUCGGGUCCUGGGACCAAAGAUUGAGGCCAUCCAGAAGGCGACCAGAGCUGGGGUGGAGAAGGAAAGGGCUGAGGUGGAGAAGGCCGAGGAGGCGCUGGCUGGAGAAGAGGCUCCCAUGGAGAGGGUAGAGGACGAGGCGAAUGCUGAUCUCUCGGCCCCGGUGAACGGUGAGGCCACAUCCCAGAAAGGGGAGAGCAUGGAAGACAAGGAGCAGGAGGGAGGACAGAACUCCGAGGAGGGGCUGGGCUGUGGCUCCUCUGAAGAGCCAUUACACAAUGACAAUGCACGGGAGGGCUCCGAGCUGGAUGCACCCGGGAAGGAGCAGCAGGAGCGUGCAAGGGUGCGGAUGGACUCAGAGUCCCUGGACGAGGAGGACAGCUGAGCCCUGGCGGCCAGGCCCACCUGUCACGCGUAGAUGCCCCAGGCCUGCCCCGGCCCCCACCCGCCACCUGCGGAGCAGAGACCUGUUGGGGAAACGCCAUGCUGUCCCUUUGUAUCUGUCCCCUGGGUUGUUUUUCUGCCUAACUUCUGUGAUUUCCAACCGACAUGAAAUGACUAUAAAGGGUUUUUUUUAAUGAAAGUCACUUUUAUUGGCUCGAUUUUCUAGUGUUGCUGGUACAGCUGUCCAGGGCUCGUCCAGGGACAAAGGGUUUAAGCCACAAGGUCACUGUUCACAGCAAAUGCUCUGACACUGCCCUUGCUGGGUCUGGGCCUGCAGGGCUGACGGUGAAGGAGAGGGGAGAGGGGAGGGGGAGGCCUUUUCAGAAGUAAUGCAGCCUCAAGUGGAGGCUGUGGUUUGACCCCAGACAGUCUUGCAGAGCCUUGCUCCCAUUCCUGUUCCUACCCAGGCUGCAGGUGGUUCUGGGGCCCCCGAAGCAGCAGCUCAGGGGCACUCAAGCCAUUCAGGCUUUGGGGUUGCUGUGAGCUAGCCGUUGUCCUUGCCAUUCAGAGGGUAUGAGUGUUGGGGGCAGGCCUUGCUCUGUGACCUUGGACAAGUGGCACUCCCAUUCUGAGCUUCUCAUUCCUCACCUGUAAAGUGAACCCAGGGUCGGCAGACAGACCUGUGUGCAGCUCCCAGCCAGGUACCUGCACACGGCAGUUGCUGGUUAAACAGUGGCGUCCACUGUGUGUCCUCCACCUUGCCCCUGGCCAAGUGCCUCCAUCUCAGCCGAGGUCAUGGUGCAGUGUGGCACUUCCUGGGCCUGGCAUCCCCUCUUUGGUCUGGCUGGAUAUAAGCUCCAGUCACUGUGCUCAGUUUGUGUGAA